Messenger RNA from Raphanus sativus (radish), 1326 nucleotides. Its product is annotated as OVARIAN TUMOR DOMAIN-containing deubiquitinating enzyme 4. Gene Ontology annotation, cellular component: cytosol; nucleus. The record is from RefSeq and is a predicted model, not a curated record. Gene Ontology annotation, biological process: endoplasmic reticulum unfolded protein response; protein deubiquitination. NCBI's taxonomy places the organism in Eukaryota, Viridiplantae, Streptophyta, Magnoliopsida, Brassicales, Brassicaceae. The transcript has 6 exons. Gene Ontology annotation, molecular function: cysteine-type deubiquitinase activity. The coding region runs from base 228 to 1070 and encodes 280 amino acids.
UGUUCGGUGCCUGCAACAGACGAUGAUGCUUCUCGCGUGUCUCUCGACUUGUGUUCUCUUGCCAGUUAAAGAUUCGAUGAGACCUCUGCAGUAGAAGAAUCAAAAAAAAAUUCAGCUUGUUUCAAUCCAAUUCCAACCUCGUACACUACACUAAUCAAACAUCGGUUUCUUACUCUUGUCGAAAAAUAAUCCGAGUUAGUUGCAAUUAACACCCCUUUCUUCAGGUGAUGAUGAGUUGUUAUUCUCCAAUCACAACAUGUUCUAGGAAUGUUAUCUACAUCAAAAGGCAAUUAGGGACUCACCUCUCUCAAGGAUCAUACAAGUUCCGAACUCACAGUCUUUCCUCAGGUGUAUCGGUCUCUAACAGACAACCUUGUAGCUGGUCGGUAUUGAUUAGUCGAUCAACUGGUCCUAAAGGAAAGCUCGAAGCUUCUUUCUUGAGCCCUGACUCGAAAAUGUCUGGAAGAAACCUUUAUUGGUGUUCGAGAUUUGCUUACACAGGUGUGAUUGUCAGCUUGCUUGUUUGUUGUUCUUCGACUCCUCAAUCAACGUGUGCAGAUGCUUCGAAGGGUAAAGAUGAUGAUCACAGCAAGAAUGGGAAGAGAGUUUAUAAAGAUUACUCUGUCACUGGUAUACCUGGAGAUGGUAGAUGUUUGUUUCGGUCAGUGGCUCAUGGGUUUUGCUUACGUUCUGGUAAACCUUCUCCGAGUGAGAAGGUACAGAGAGAACUCGCUGAUGAGUUACGUGCAAGAGUUGCUGAUGAAUUUAUCAAUAGAAGACAAGAAACAGAAUGGUUUGUAGAAGGAGAUUUUGACACAUACGUGAGUCAAAUUCGGAAGUCACAUGUGUGGGGAGGUGAACCUGAACUCUUCAUGGCUUCACACGUCCUCCAGAUGCCAAUCACAGUGUAUAUGAAGGACGAAAAGGCUGGAGGAUUGAUAACCAUAGCGGAAUACGGUCAAGAAUACAGUAAAGAAGAUCCGAUACGGGUCCUAUACCAUGGUUUUGGUCACUACGACGCUCUCUUGAUACACGAGUGUAAAGCUCCAACUCACAAGUCCAAACUCUAGCAAUGCCAAAAGGCAUGGAAAGUUUUCUUGUUUUUGAAUCUUGAAUCGUAUGAAUUGGCGGAAGUACCCUCCGUUAGUUGUUGUUGUAGACAGCAAGUGGGAUCUUCACAUGCAUCUUUGUGUUGGUAACUUUUGUCAGGUGGUGAUGAUUUUAUCUUAUCUUUUUCUGACCCAACCACCAAUCUAUAUAGACAUGUCUUGUAGAAUUUUACCCUUUUAUGUACUUUAUACUUCAAAAUUUGAAUAAAAUUUCAAA